UUGAUCAAAUACUUGAAACAUUUGCUAGGCAGGAAUGAUGUCUAUAAAUCAUAUCAAGGCUGCCUGGAUUGCCUAUAAUGUGCAAUCUUUUUGCAUUCUAAGCCUCUUAAUCCAAGCUCUAUUGCUUCUUUUAGCACCAUUCAGGAAGAGAACAGGCAGUAAAAUCCUGAUGGUGUUUGUUUGGUCAGCAUACAUGGCUGCUGAUUGGGCCCCUGCUUUCAUUCUCAAUCUCAUUGUAAAUUACAGCAAAACAAGACAUGACAAGACAGAACUUAUGUCAUUUUGGGCUUCUUGUAUGUUGUUGCACUUAGGAGGUUCUGAUCACGCGAUAGCUUUUUCCCUCGAGGACAAUGACCUGUGGUUUAGGUAUGCUUUCACGUUUGUUUUCAUGUUCCUGUCCUCUGCCUAUGUGUUCUACUUAUCGUUCUCCCAAGUAAACUAUCUUUGGAUCCCAAAUGUCCUAGUGUUCUUGGCUGGGAUCAUCAAAUGUUACGAGAGGGCACGUGCUAGGUUCAUAGGGAGUAUGGAUAAGUCCAUAACGUUGAGUAAUCCUAAGUACGAAGAUGUUGUGAAGAGGAAGUCGUCAGAAGAACCUCACAAUUUCCGAGCAGGAGAGCCGGAUGAUGUGGAGGUUAUACAACUUGCAUAUACAAUAUUCAGGGCCUAUAAAGGUGUUCUGGUGGAGCACAAGUUCACUUUUGAGGAGUAUGGUAGAAUUCAACAACUCUUGCAAAACAGAACUGAUUUGUUUGCUUUUAGAAUCGCGCAGGCUGAACUCGAGAUUCUACAUGAUGUUCUAUACACUAAGGCCCAAAUUUUCCAUGAAAGUUUUGGGAACUCAGCUCGAUCUGUCUAUUGGGUUCUGCUUCCUGCAGCAUUGGCCUCUUUCUCUUUGUUGGUGAGGAACAACAAGCAAAAGCAAUUUGAUCCGUUCGAUGUAGGACUAACCUACAGCUUACUCAUUGGAGGUAUGGCUCUGGAUGCCAUUGCUUUUGUUGUCUUGCUUUAUUCCUCAACUUUCACAAUUGCCACAAUGUCAAGGGCAACGUCGAGGCCAAUCACUUGGGUGGUCAAAUUCCUCAAAGCUUUAAAGUGGCCACGGCCACGUGCUCUAUGGUGUUGGAGACCAUCUCUCCAACAAUUCAACCUCAUAACCUAUGGUUUAAAUCGACCUCCAAAAGCAUGGGAAUGCAUAAUUGAUUCCCUACACCUUACAAAUUAUCUUGAUGAGAUGAUAUAUGUGAAAAACAAGAGUCUUUCUCCUAUAUUGGAAGCUGAAAUUCUAAGACAAAUAGAAAUACGUCUAAAUAGGCAUGAUUGGGAUUGUAACUCGUAUGCUUCUACAUUCACUAAAUGCACCAGCAAGUUCCCUGUGUCGAAGGAGCUUGACAAGAACGAGUUCCUCAUAGUAUGGCACAUUGUGACAGAGAUUUUCUAUAAUGUUGUCGAUGUACCUGAGGAAAAUAUUGGAUCUGAUUCAAGAGAGUUGAACAAGUUUAGAGAAUGUUCAAAGUCUCUAUCAGACUACAUGGUUUACAUUCUUAUUUUUCGCCCUUUCUUCAUGCCUGUUCCUAACAAGAAGAAGAUAGAAGAGACCAACAACAAGAUAAAAGAAUUGCUUCAUGAAAAGAAAAAUUCAAGCCAACAAGAAGCUUGCCAAGAGAUCAUGAAAAAAGCUGCUGAGGGGAGAAUUCCUCAGGAAUCGUUCUUGUAUGAAGCUUUUAAGGUUGUCAACUGUUUGCAAACUGAAUCUCCUUGGUGUCAAGACAGAGUUAAAUGUUGGGAUAUUAUUCAUAAAACUUGGAUCGCAAUAUUAUUUGAUGCUGCCAAAUGCUCUGCACCGCGUGCUCAUGCACAAUAUCUUGUGAGAGGUGGUGAAAUUUUAUCCUUAAUCUGGUUGUUGGGUGCUAACUGUGGAUCCAUGGCUCAGUUUUCAUUUUUUGAAGAUUCUGAUGAGGAAAAUCAAGCUAGUAAUAUGGCUAGGCUCGAAUCGAUAUAUUACUAAAGUUUAGGAAUGUAACAUAUCAUGUGAAGAAGAGCAUCAUACCAGUUGGU
This is a messenger RNA of Solanum stenotomum, 2055 nucleotides long. RefSeq lists its product as uncharacterized. The transcript has a single exon. NCBI's taxonomy places the organism in Eukaryota, Viridiplantae, Streptophyta, Magnoliopsida, Solanales, Solanaceae. The coding region runs from base 35 to 2005 and encodes 656 amino acids. The record is from RefSeq and is a predicted model, not a curated record.